AUGUCUCUAUACAAAUGCAGUAGCCACAGUAGGCUAUGUAUUUUGUCACGUAAAAAGGUACCGGUACAAUCAAAAAGUCGAAGAAUGAAUUUCUCUAUAAGCCUCUCCUUGGCAGUCCUUGCUGCUAUCGUCCUUCCCAUGGCACGCGGUGAACGUUGCGACCCAAAUAUUCAGAAAACUAUGACCAUUCCCUACACUCAAAACGGUCAAGAAAUCGAUUUCAAUUUUGGAUUCCUUCCACCAGCAGUCUCUGAUGUAAUUAUCUCUGCUUCCUUUCAAGCUGAUAUGGGGGGUGGUUGGGAUCAAUUGGCCGAAUAUGCCCGAGUUGAGAUUGCUGGCGAACGCCUAUUUACUUUGGGAUUUCUCAGUGGCACUCGAUACAAUUCAGACGAGAACUGUAUUCGGGAUUCACGCAGUAAAACCAUCAACAACGGCGUUUUCAAUUCAUUGGUAGGUUCGUCGCCUAAUGCCGAGGUCAAGAUCGUGAUUGAUGCGACAGAAGAGGUUGGAACAUUCUGCUCUAACGACGAGGGAACAGUAACGAUUUCUUACACGGCUCGCUGUCCUUGCGAUCCUGAGUUCGACAAAUGCCCCUGCGCUGUAUCUGAAGAAAUUGUUCUUCCCUUCCUUGAACGUGGUCAAGACUUGUUUUUCAACUUUGGAGCUCUCCCCCCCGCAACCUCAGAAGUCACAGUCUUUGCCUCGCUCGCCGCGGACUUGAACGCUGGAAAUGAAUAUGCCGACGUCGAGAUUCGUUCUAGCACCGACAAGAGUCUGUUCACACUGGGCGAUGGUAAUGGUGGCUCUCGGUACUUCGGUAACAGUUGUCGCAAGGACGAGGACACUGCUACUGUCUCUGCCGCCGACUUCAAUGCAUUGAUUGCCUCCAACCCAGAGUCACAAGUUCACAUCGGCAUGGACGCAACAGGGUAUGUCUCUUCAGGUUGUCCUUUUGACGCUGGUGUGGUUCGCAUCAGCUACAACAUUUGUGCUGACCCUACAGGCAACGGCGAUCCUCAUUUCCGUACAUGGAAGAACGAGCACUUUGAGUUCCAUGGACAGUGUGAUGUCGUCAUGUCUUCUGUCAAAAACUUUGCCAACCGAGACAUGGACCUUGACAUUCACCUCCGUACGAAGAUGGUCCGUCACUGGAGCUUUAUCAAGACUGCUGCCAUUCGCAUCGGCGAUGACAUUUUGGAAAUUGAAGGAUCGGCUGCGAAGGAAGACGGUUUGGACAAGCGUCAUUACUGGAUCAACUACGAAUAUCGUGGACCCCUCACGGAAGGGCUUGCCGGCUUUCCUGUGACCAUUAGUCCUCGCAACAACGUGUACACCAUUGAUCUUGACAGUGCCUAUCCCGGCCAAUCGAUUGAGAUCAAGACCUUCAAGGAGUUUGUUGGCGUCAAGAUCCAUGGAGCCAGUCCGGAAUCCUUCGGUUCUUCGGUCGGUAUCAUUGGAGACUUUUCAACUGGAAAGACCCUUUCCCGUGAUGGAUCCACCACGAUCAACGACUUCAACGACUUGGGCAUGGAGUGGCAGGUUCUCCCUUCCGAUGGCAAGUUGUUCCGUGAAGCGUCCCACCCUCAGUUCCCUGAACUAUGCUUGCUCCCUGAGGAUCCUCGUGGUGAUCGCACUCGUCGCUUGGCCGAGUCUGACAUUACCGAGGAACAAGCCGAAGCUGCCUGUGCGGGACUUCAGGACGAGUUGGAUCGCAAGGACUGUAUCUAUGAUAUCUUGGCCACCCAAGAUAUGGACAUGGUUGGCGCCUAUUAA
Molecule: messenger RNA, 1773 nt
Organism: Cylindrotheca closterium
Lineage: Eukaryota; Bacillariophyta; Bacillariophyceae; Bacillariales; Bacillariaceae
Source: the annotation of a GenBank genome assembly